Myzus persicae (green peach aphid) is the source of this 387-nucleotide messenger RNA. RefSeq names its product ATP-dependent DNA helicase PIF1-like. The coding region runs from base 1 to 387 and encodes 128 amino acids. The record is from RefSeq and is a predicted model, not a curated record. The transcript has a single exon. NCBI's taxonomy places the organism in Eukaryota, Metazoa, Arthropoda, Insecta, Hemiptera, Aphididae.
AUGCUGCUCAGAAAUCUUGAACCGAAGAGACAGCUGUGCAACGGCACUAGGUUGGUGGUCACCGAACUGCGUCAUCACAAUUUCAAGGCCAGGAUUUUGAACGUUGACGCACAGGACGAUAUAGUCGUGCCUGCGAUACCGCUCACGUCCAGUGGCGAGGACGACCUGCCCAUCAUAAUGCGGUGCGUUCAGUUCCCAGUUAGGUUGUCGUUCGCCAUGACCAUCAACAAGUCGCAGGGUCAGACGUUCGACCGAGUGGGUCUGCUACUGCCGUCGCCCGUGUUCACGCACGGGCAACUGUACGAGGCGUUCUCGAGAGUGAGAAACACACAGUCACCGGGAGUCGGCAUGUACACCGAUGUCACCAAGAAUAUCGUGUACAGGUAG